CCAAGGUCAUGCAGCCAAAGCUGAGUCUGACCCCUGUGGUCUCCUUCCAGCUCGGGACUUGUCUAAAGUCCUCCCUGCAUCCCAGCAGAGGGGCGCCUGCCCACCUGUCUUCUAGAGGGUCAGGAGGUUGACAGCAGGCACCUGUUGGCCAAAUGGAGCCUCCCUGAGGUUUAUUAAACCCUUUGCCCCCCAAAAAAUAGUGAGGCUCAGAGAGGGCCUGAGGUGCCCAAGGUUACACAGCAUGAGCCCAGUUCUCCUAUCUUCCACCUUUCCUGGCAGGCACCUUUAAGACCUGCAGGGCCCUUAUUGCCCCUUCCAAGUCACAGCACUGCACCUUGGUGCCUUGGCUACCGGAGAUGGGCAGAGUUCUGGGUUUUAUGAUCCAUUGUACCUGAGGAGGUCACCUCACAAGAGCCAGGACUCAGGGCCAGCCCUGGGAGGGGAGCUGCUGGGGUUUCCAGUGCCAGCGCACUUGCUCUGUGACCUUGGACAUGCUCCUUGGCCUCUCGUAGCCUGAGUGUCCCCCUUUUAACAUGGGGCUGUUGUAGGGUCCCCCCUAGGUGGUGCCUGUAGAUCUAUGUUUUCUUUUUCUCUCUCAUGGGGGAAGCACCUAGGUCACCUCGGGGCACAGCAGGGAUUCUGUUGGAGUGUGUGUCUCCUGGAUGCCUGAGACACUCGGCACCCCCACCUGUCACCUUGUGUUCCAGGCACUUGGGAGACCAUAAACCACCCUGCAACAGCCGUGGUCAGUGGAGACCAGAGGUACAGGCUUGGGUGGGGGCCAGUGUGAUCCAAUCCCAGCCUGGCACUGAGGUCCACUAAGGGAGGUCACUUCCCCUCUGCCACCUUCAGUUUUCCCAUCAGUACAACGAGGAGGUUGCCUUCAGCCCAACAGUGUCAUUGUGAGGAUAUACUCAGUGGUUCCUCAGGAAUGUUUGUUGAGUGCUGUUCAGUGUCAGGGCCUAGGGGGAGCCCCUCCUGAAUGCUUGUGCAGAUGCCCCUUAGGGUCAGGGCCCCUUCCCUGAGUUCACAGAUGUUGGCUAGACUCCAGCCCUACCCCAGGUGCCCUGUGUGACCCCUGGCAAGCCUCUCCCUUUUCUGGGCCAUCAGAAGGCAGGUCAGAGGGGGUGUGAGAAUAAACUCCCUCAGCUCAAGGCCCCCCAGGUCGGGGAUUUAGUCAUCUGCUGGUACCUAGGGGCAGUGUGUGAGGGGGGAGGGGGAAGGAGAAGACUAGUUAGGCAGGCUGGAGCCAGGUGUCCUGUGUUCAAAUCCAUCUCUGCUGUGUGCCUGGGCAAGUUGCUUUUCUCUCUCUCAGCCUCAGUUUCCUGACCUGUAAAGUGGGGCAGUGAUCCUGCCUCCCAAAGCUGUAAGAAUGGAUGUUGAGAUGAUUGAGAUCAGACUUCCCCUGUCCUUAGGGCCCAAGGCCGGAGCUUGGAGCACCAAAGUGCUGGUGCCACCUGGAGAAUCUGGCACUUCUGAGGAGUGUGGCCAAAGGACCAGCCCCUCCAUCUGUCCUCCCAGCAGGCUGUGGACGGCCACUUGGUAGAAGCGUCCCCACCCACACCUUUCUGGUUUAACUGGAAAAUAAGGCCUGGUCUUACCUCCCAUCAGGAUGUGUUUGAUGGGAGGGAACUGGCCAGAUUUAUGGGCACAGGACAUGGGCCUCAACAGGCCGAGCACCCUUUUGGGGCUUCCAUGCAGAGCCCUCCACCUGCUCAGGCUGGGGGUGGGAGUGGGGGUUGUGCCAGUGCUCCAGGUGACAAGCAGGCCUCAGGGAAGGGAGGGGGAGAGGUCUGGAGGCAGAGAGGAGCAGGCCUCUCAUGGGCAUCUUGGAUAAGCAGGUAAAGCCUGAGCAAGGGCAGGGUAGACAGUGAGGGGGUUCUUUGAAGCCUAGCUUUGCCUACUUCAGUGAGGGAAGCUUGUUCCUUCUACUUCACCCUGAAUGGUUGUCUUCCCUGGGCUUUCUCUUGGAACUCAGUGUUGGUGUCGGGGCUGUACUUCCUGGCCCAUGACAGCACCCAAAGCGUGGGAACAGGGUGAGCAUGAGCUCCACCCAUGAGUUGGGGGUCAGAUGGGAUCCCCAUGAUCUCAUCCUCCUACCCUACCCCCCCCCCCCACACACACACACACACACUUCCCACUGGGCCUGCAGCCUUCCUGCCUCUGGCCCUUUAAGGCUGGGUCAGGAAGCCCCUCCCCAUUUAGGGCAAUAAAUGGACACAUAAAAUGGCCGAGGGCCUGUUUGCUGGUGUCUGGCCAGAGAGAGGCCUGUGAGAACAGAGGGGCAGGGAGUGGGCUGACAGUGGGCAGCUAGCAGUCACUCAGGGCCUUUGGUGACACCCCCCCCCCCCCAAUCAGGACGCUGAAUUCCUGUCCCAUUAAACCCCUGGCCAGGGACUCGCCAGGCGGGGAUUGGCACCAAGUCAGGGUAGGGUAACCCAUCGGGACCAACCUUGCAACACAGGCUGUGUGCCAGAGAGGGGGCGGGGGCGGCCGGGUGUGGGCCUGGCAGCUGAACCUGGGCACCAGGCUUGCUGUGUGCCCUUGGACCAGCUGCCCACCCUCUCUGGGCCUGGUUUUGCUCCCCUGGCUUCUUCCUCAGUCACCACAACCCACUUCCUUGGCACAGAGUAGGUGGUGAGGUGGCUGGAAUAAUAUUCAGAAAUGAAGUUCAAAAAGCUCCUCGUUCGUGAGGGAGGAGGAAAACAGCCUUAUUGAGGAUGCAGUAGCACACAGUAGGUUUCCAGGCAACAUUUGUGGAAUGGAUGAGAGGGACUCUGGACCUAGAGCACUUCCAGCCCCCUUGCCACUGUCAGGAUCCCUGAGGAAACUGAGGCACAGAGGGGUGUUGCCUCUUGUCCAAGGUCACCUAGCUUGGAAGUGGAAGAGUUGGGGUUUGGAUCUGGGCUGCCAUGUCUGGCACACAGUAGGUGUUUAAUGUCUCUUGAGUUUCUUUUUGUAUUCUCUCUGGGUGGGGAAGUGCGAGGACCUUGACCCCCUCAUGAAGCUGCCCCCAAACACUCCUCAAGGAAGGCCUUGGGUGGCAACUGCCUGCCCGCCCUGCUGCUGGCCACCCUCUUUUUUUUCUGAGGAGUGUGGGUGGGAGGAGGAGGCCCAGCCCCAACCCUCACCUUGUGCCUGACUUUGGAAAGCCUCCUGUUAACGCAGCCUUCUUCCCCAAGUCCCCUCUCCCAAGCACUCACCUCUAGGCCUUUGCCUCUGCUGUUCCCCAUGCCCAGGACACCUUUCCUAUGAUCUUAGGGUCCUUCCUGGGUAACACCUGCUGCUCCUGGGACCAGGUCAAGGGAUUCUUAACCUCACCUCAUGUCCCAGCUGUUGAGUGGCAAUGGUUCAGGCUAGCUCAGGUCAGAGAGUCUAAGUCCCCACCUGGCUGCUAGUCUUGUCAUCUCUCCGAGCCUCUCCUCAGCCCAGGGCUUUACAGUGGAGAGGAUGAGAAAUGAAGGUGCUUGGUUAGUUUCUGAAAGUUCCCAGGUACAGAGGAGGGCUCCCAGGAGGGCUGAUUCCCAUGUUUAUUUAUUAUAUAUACUUUGGUGCCCGCCCCUAGCAGAAACCAAACCUAGGACUCUGUUCCGUAGGCCGACACUCCAACGGCUGAGCCAAACCGGCCAGGUCCUGCUUUCUUGGAAAGAAGCUUCAGCAAGUGAUCCUAGGUCUCGGCGCGGAAGAUGGCCGGCGGCGUGGACGGCCCCAUUGGGAUUCCGUUCCCCGACCACAGCAGUGACAUUCUGAGUGGGCUUAACGAGCAGCGGACACAAGGCCUGCUGUGCGACGUAGUGAUCCUGGUGGAAGGCCGUGAGUUUCCCACGCACCGCUCAGUGUUGGCGGCCUGCAGCCAGUACUUCAAGAAGCUGUUCACGUCGGGUGCUGUAGUAGACCAGCAGAACGUGUACGAGAUUGACUUCGUCAGUGCUGAGGCGCUCACGGCUCUCAUGGACUUUGCCUAUACAGCCACGCUGACUGUUAGCACAGCCAACGUGGGUGACAUCCUCAGUGCCGCCCGCUUGUUGGAGAUCCCCGCUGUGAGCCAUGUCUGCGCCGACCUCCUUGACAGGCAGAUUCUGGCAGCCGAUGCGGGUGCCGACGCCGGGCAGCUGGACCUGGUAGAUCAAAUUGAUCAGCGAAACCUCCUCCGUGCCAAGGAGUACCUCGAGUUCUUCCAGAGUAACCCCAUGAACAGCCUGCCCCCCGCAGCCGCUGCUGCAGCUGCUGCCGCUGCCAGCUUUCCAUGGUCAGCCUUUGGUGCAUCUGAAGAUGACCUGGAUGCCACCAAGGAGGCUGUGGCCGCUGCUGUGGCUGCCGUGGCCGCAGGCGACUGCAAUGGCUUGGACUUCUAUGGGCCUGGCCCCCCGGCUGAGCGGCCCCCAGCCGGGGAUGGGGACGAGGGCGACAGCAACCCGGGUCUGUGGCCAGAGCGGGACGAGGACACCCCUGGUGGGGGCCUCUUUCCACCCCCAGUAGCCCCGCCAGCUGCUACCACGCAGAAUGGCCACUAUGGCCGGGGUGGGGAGGAGGAGGUGACCUCACUGUCAGAGGUAGCCCCAGAGCCAGGAGACUCUCCCGGUUUCCUGUCGGGAACAGCUGAGGGUGAGGACGGUGAUGGGACUGAUGCAGAUGGGCUUGCGGCCAGUACGCUACUACAACAGAUGAUGUCGUCGGUGGGCCGUUCGGGGUCAGCACCAGCAGGGGACAGCGAUGAGGAGUCUAGGGCAGAUGACAAGGGCGUCGUGGACUACUACCUGAAGUACUUCAGCAGUGCCCAUGACAGUGACGUCUACCCUGCUUGGUCGCAGAAGGUGGAGAAGAAGAUCCGGGCCAAGGCCUUCCAGAAGUGCCCCAUCUGCGAGAAGGUUAUCCAGGGUGCUGGCAAGCUGCCUCGGCACAUCCGGACCCACACUGGUGAGAAGCCCUAUGAAUGCAACAUCUGCAAGGUCCGAUUCACCAGGCAGGACAAGCUCAAGGUGCACAUGAGGAAGCACACAGGUGAGAAGCCGUACCUGUGCCAGCAGUGCGGGGCGGCCUUUGCCCACAACUACGACCUGAAAAACCACAUGCGCGUGCACACCGGCUUGCGGCCCUACCAGUGCGACAGCUGCUGCAAGACCUUCGUCCGCUCCGACCACCUGCACAGACACCUCAAGAAAGACGGCUGUAAUGGCGUCCCCUCUCGCCGUGGCCGCAAGCCCCGUGUCCGGGGCGGGGGGCUCGGGGGACCCGACCCUGGCCCUGGGGCCACUGCGCCGCCCAGCGCCUCCGCCCCACCUGGCUCCCCUGAGGCCCGGCGCAAUGGCCAGGAGAAGCACUUUAAGGACGAGGACGAGGACGAGGAGGAGGCCAGCCCUGAUGGCCUGGGCAGGUUGAAUGUAGCGGGUACUGGCGGAGGGGGUGGUGAUGGGGCCACUGGGACCCCUGCUGACGGCAGCUUCGCAGCCGGACUCGCCUGAAAACCAAAAAGAGAAAACAGAAACCCGAGAGAGAGAGAAAAAAUCACCCACCCCACCCCCAA
Molossus molossus (Pallas's mastiff bat) is the source of this 5524-nucleotide messenger RNA. RefSeq names its product zinc finger and BTB domain containing 7A (gene ZBTB7A). Lineage: Eukaryota; Metazoa; Chordata; Mammalia; Chiroptera; Molossidae. The transcript is spliced from 3 exons. The coding region runs from base 3687 to 5462 and encodes 591 amino acids. Gene Ontology annotation, molecular function: protein binding; RNA polymerase II cis-regulatory region sequence-specific DNA binding; DNA-binding transcription factor activity, RNA polymerase II-specific. Gene Ontology annotation, biological process: regulation of transcription by RNA polymerase II. The record is from RefSeq and is a predicted model, not a curated record.